GCAGCAGCAGCAGUAGUUUGUCUUUGCUAACCUCCCCGUUAUCAUCUCUUUUUCUUUAUUUUCAUCUUAAAAUGAACAUUUAAACGCAGGAAAAGUAGGAAAAACGAAGAGUCGUUGUUAAACAGUCCGCUAAAAUGAAGCUGAACAUCGAGGGUCUGCUGGUCUAUUUUCCUUAUGACUACAUCUAUCCGGAGCAGUACUCUUACAUGCUGGAGCUUAAGAGGACUUUGGAUGCAAAAGGUCAUGGAGUCCUGGAGAUGCCGUCAGGAACAGGGAAGACCAUCUCUCUGCUGUCGCUCAUCGUCGCCUACCAGAGGGCGUUUCCGCUGGAUGUGACCAAGUUGAUUUACUGCUCCAGAACAGUUCCUGAAAUUGAGAAAGUUGUGGAGGAACUCAGGAAGCUGAUGGAGUUUUAUGCCAAAGAAACUGGAGAAGUGAACAACUUCCUGGCUCUGUCUUUGUCCUCCAGGAAGAACCUCUGCAUCCACCCAGAGGUCAGCUCUCUGCGUUUUGGGAAGGAGGUGGAUGGGAAGUGCCACAGUCUGACGGCGUCCUACAUCCGCGCUCAACGCCACAGCAAUCCCAACCUGCCUGUCUGUCGUUUCUAUGAGGAAUUUGACGCGGUUGGACGGCAGGUUCCUCUUCCUGCCGGCAUCUACAACCUGGACGACUUGAAGGACUUUGGCAGGAGGAAAGGCUGGUGUCCGUACUACCUGGCUCGCUACGCGAUUCUUCAUGCCAACAUCGUUGUGUACAGCUACCACUACCUGCUGGACCCAAAGAUAGCCGACCUGGUGUCCAAGGAGCUGGCCAAGAAGUCAGUGGUGGUGUUCGAUGAGGCCCAUAACAUCGACAACGUGUGCAUCGACUCCAUGAGUGUGAACAUAACUCGGCGAACGCUGGACCGCUGCCAGAACAACGUAGACACGCUACAAAACACAAUACACAAGAUAAAGGAGACGGAUGCUGCCAGGCUGAGGGACGAGUACCGACGAUUGGUGGAGGGGCUGAAGGAAGCCAACGUCGCCAGGGAAACGGACAUCUACCUGGCAAACCCAGUGCUACCUGACGAGGUCCUGCACGAGGCCGUUCCCGGUUCGAUCCGUACGGCCGAACACUUUGUCGGCUUCCUGCGGCGUUUUCUGGAGUACCUGAAGGCCCGCCUGCGGGUGCAGCACGUCGUGCAGGAGAGCGCCCCGCAGUUCUUAAAAGACAUCUUCGACAAAGUCUGCAUUGACAGAAAACCUCUCAGGUUCUGUGCGGAGAGGCUGCAGUCGCUGCUGCGAACUCUGGAGAUCGCAGACAUCGCAGACUUUUCGGCCGUUACGCUCAUCUCUAACUUUGCGACUCUGGUCAGCACCUACAGCCAAGGUUUUACCAUCAUCAUCGAACCUUUUGAGGACAGAACUCCAACCAUCGCCAACCCUGUGCUGCAUUUUAGCUGCAUGGACCCGUCUAUCGCCAUCAAACCUGUUUUUCAGAGGUUCCAGUCCGUCGUCAUCACCUCAGGGACUCUCUCUCCGUUGGACAUCUACCCUCGCAUCCUCGACUUUCGACCCGUCACCAUGGCGUCCUUCACUAUGACGCUCGCACGAACCUGCCUCUGUCCUCUGAUUGUCGGCCGAGGAAACGACCAGGUGGCUCUGAGCUCAAAGUUCGAGACGAGAGAGGAUUUCGCCGUGAUCCGUAAUUAUGGCAACCUCCUCCUGGAGAUGUCGGCGGUGGUUCCAGACGGGAUCGUCGCGUUCUUCACCAGCUACGUCUACAUGGAGAACAUCGUGGCGUCUUGGUACGAACAGGGGAUCCUGGAGAACAUCCAGAAAAACAAGCUGAUCUUCAUCGAGACGCAGGACGCGGCGGAAACCAGCAUGGCUCUGGAAAAGUACCAGGAGGCGUGUGAGAACGGCCGAGGAGCCAUCCUCCUCUCUGUGGCCCGGGGGAAGGUCUCUGAAGGAAUAGACUUCGUUCACCAUUUUGGCAGAGCGGUCAUCAUGUUUGGAGUCCCGUAUGUUUACACUCAGAGCCGCAUCCUGAAGGCUCGGCUGGAGUAUCUGCGGGAUCAGUUUCAGAUCAGAGAGAACGACUUCCUGACGUUUGACGCCAUGCGACACGCCGCUCAGUGCGUCGGCAGAGCCAUCAGAGGCAAGACGGACUACGGCCUCAUGGUCUUUGCUGACAAGAGAUACGCUCGAUCAGACAAACGUGGGAAACUUCCUCGUUGGAUUCAGGAGCACAUCAACGACGGCAGCCUGAACCUCACGGUGGACGAAGCCGUCCAGCUGUCCAAGCACUUCCUGCGUCAGAUGGCUCAGCCGUUCAGACAGGAGGACCAGCUGGGUCUGUCUCUGCUGACUCUGGAGCAGCUGCAGUCGGAGGAAAUGCUGCAGAAAAUCUCUCAGAUGGCUCAUCAGACCUAAAACCCAUAAUCCGGCGGAUUAUGUCAUCACCAUGGCAACGCCAGAUUUCAAACAAACGGAGGAAAACUUUAUUCCUGCACCAGCCUUCCCACAAACACUUAAAAACUGUUCAUCAGCGUGUAGAUUAUGUAAAUUGAUUCUUUUUUUUAAUAUCCAUCUGUUACAAAAAAAAUAAAAAAAAUUGGAGGUUCUGUAAAAACA
Molecule: messenger RNA, 2618 nt
Organism: Poeciliopsis prolifica (blackstripe livebearer)
Lineage: Eukaryota; Metazoa; Chordata; Actinopteri; Cyprinodontiformes; Poeciliidae
Gene: ercc2
Product: excision repair cross-complementation group 2
Exons: 23
Coding region: 135-2417 (760 amino acids)
Biological process (GO): positive regulation of mitotic recombination; transcription by RNA polymerase II; nucleotide-excision repair
Cellular component (GO): nucleus
Molecular function (GO): damaged DNA binding; ATP binding; hydrolase activity, acting on acid anhydrides, in phosphorus-containing anhydrides
Source: RefSeq, a predicted model, not a curated record